Messenger RNA from Pistacia vera, 4026 nucleotides. Its product is annotated as probable disease resistance protein At1g15890. The record is from RefSeq and is a predicted model, not a curated record. Lineage: Eukaryota; Viridiplantae; Streptophyta; Magnoliopsida; Sapindales; Anacardiaceae. Gene Ontology annotation, molecular function: ADP binding.
AUGGAAAUUUUUACUUCAACUAUUGGUUCGAUUACCGAGAACAUUUCCAACUGCCUGUUUGAUGUAGCAGGCCGUCAAAUUGGGUACCUACUUAACUACAACGACAACAUUGAAGCAUUAAGAAAGGACGCUCAGAGACUCGAGGCUACCAGAGGCAGCAUACAACUGAAAAUUGAUGCUGCUAAAAGAAACAGAGAAAUUAUCUUACCUCAUGUCCAAAAUUGGAUAGCAGAAGUUGAUGAUGUCUCCGCAGAAGUUGACAAGUUUUUGGAAGAUGAAGUCAAAGCGAACAAAAGGUGCUUCAAAGGGUGGUGCAUCGACCUCAGAUCGCGUUAUCGGUUCAGCAAGGCGGCAAAGCAGAAGAUAGCGGUGAUCACUCAGCUCCAAGAAGAUGGAAAAUUCCAAAACCCGUCUGAGCCUGCUCCUCCUCCUCCUCCGGGCAUUAUCUAUCCGGCUGUGGGAUUUUCUAGAAUUUUCGAUUCCGGAGAAUCAAUCAAGAAUGAAGUUAUGGAGGCCCUGAAAGAUGAUCAGGUUAGCAUAAUCGGAAUAUGUGGGAUGGCGGGUGUGGGUAAGACAACACUAGUGAAAAAAAUUGGCAAACAAGCCAAAGAAGAAAAAUUGUAUGAUUCGGUUGUAAAGGUGGUUGUGUCCCAAACCCCGAGUAUCGUGAAUAUUCAAAUAGAAAUUGCUUGCAUGUUAGGAUUGAGGUCAUUAUCUGAUUAUCCUGAAUCAACAAGAGCAAAUUUGCUAUGGGGAAGAAUUAAACAGGAUAAGCAAAUCCUCAUAAUAUUGGAUGACGUGUGGGCAAGAAUUCAAUUGGAGGAGAUCGGUAUUCCUUUCGGGAAAGACCAUGGAGGCUGUAAGAUUGUGCUUACCUGUCGAAGCAAAAAUGUGUGCGAUCAAAUGGACUGUAACAGGACAUUUGUUGUUGGAACUUUGUCGAAACAAGAGUCUUGGGAACUAUUCAAGGAGCUUGUUGGAAUGGAUGUUGAAAAUUCUACAUUAUGCUCAAUGGCAAGAGAGAUAGCAACUGAAUGUGAUGGCCUGCCGAUUGCAAUUGUUACCAUAGCAAGAGCAUUGAAGAACAAAGACAAGCAUGUGUGGAUCGAUGUGGCACGACAACUCAAAACGUCUAUCCCAACAGACAUCCCAGGGUUGCAGGGAAGUGUGAUUUCAUCUUUGGAGUUGAGUAUCAAAUAUCUAGAGAGUGAAGAUGCAAAAUCAUUGUUCUUCUUCUGUAGCUUAUUUCCAGAGGAUUUCAAAAUCUCAGUUACAGUUUUAGUAAGAUAUGGAGCUGGUUUGAGGUGGUUCAAAAAUGUUGAGACAAUGGAGGAUGUUAGACACAGAGUACACGCUAUUGUAAGUUUCCUUAUCUCUUCUUUUCUCUUGAUUCAUGAAGAAGAUGAUUUUGAUGGUGAGAAGUAUGUUAAAAUGCAUGAUGUUGUACUUAAUGUUGCACGUAUAAUAGCACCUAAGUACAACCGAAUAUUCUUGGUGAAAGAUGACGUUCGUUUGGAAGAGUGGCCAAAAAGAGAUACAUUGAAAAGUCUCACAUGUAUCUCAUUGAUUUCAAAUAAUAUUAAAGCUGCACCUAAUGGAAUGGAAUGCCCAAAGUUGCAGUCUUUGCUAUUGCAAAUGAAUCCCAAAUUGCUAACACAAAUAGCACAUGGCGUCAUAUCCGCUCUUUGUAAGUUAGAGGAGUUGUACAUUUUAGAAAGUUUUAGUCUUUGGGAUCUUGAUGGAGAUGGGAGGGAUGGGAGAAGCAAUGCCAAGCUUGCUGAAUUACAAUACUUGUCUAGACUAACUAGCUUGCAAAUUCUUAUCCCAAACCAGGAUCUUUUGCCUGAUAAUGACAUGCUGUUCAAAAAGUUAUCAAACUUUACAAUAAUAAUAGGUGCUCCAGAAAUUAGCGACACAGAGUGGUUUUUGCAUAUUACAAGAAACUAUUCACGGAAAUUGAUGAUCUCAUCUAAUGAGGUUAUGAUUUCACGAUUGCUUGAUUGUCUUAAGAAUUUGAUAACUAAAAAAACAGAGUGUCUAUAUAUCAACGGUUUACAAAACUUCUUUCUUGAUCUUUUAGAUAGAGGUCUCAAUGAGUUGAAAUGGUUAAAAAUAGCUGAUCAGACAGUAUCAUAUCUCCUAAAUACAUUGGAAGGGGAAUCAAACUUGACAUUCCAAAACUUGGAGGAACUACUAAUUUGGGACCAUCCCAACUUGGUAGAAAUAUGUCAUGGUGAACCCCCACUCCAGUCCUUCGAGAAGCUCAAUUCUUUAAGUGUGGGUAAGUGCAAUAGGUUGUCAAACAUAUUUCCCAGUUAUUUGUUACAUAGGUUUCAAAAUCUAGAAUCCGUUGAAGUAUCUGAAUGUGAAUCGGUGGUAUAUAUAUUCGAUUGUGAAGAGCUUAAGGUUGCAAAUGGAGAAACAAAGCUACUCUCGUCAUUAAAGGAUCUGGAAUUGAAAGUUUUGCCAGAGAUGACGCAUAUAUGGAAGGGUGACACUCGAUACAUAAACCUCUGCAACUUGAAGAGAAUAAGUCUGCAAAUAUGCCCAAACUUAAUUGAACUUUUUUCACCAGCUUCAUUACAUAGCCUUAUUUGUUUGGAAGAAAUAACGACAUGGUCUUGUGACAAUUUAGAGGAGAUCUUCAUCUUCAGGACGAAAGAAGAAGAGGAAUAUGAGGAAAAUGGUAUAGUACCAUGGAGGAAAGAUCACACCACAACCUCUCAAAGUUUGGGAAACUUGACUUCAAUAUGUAUAGAGGAUUGCUCUAAAUUGAAAAACCUCUUCGCCCCAUCCAUAGUCAAGAACCUGGUGAAGCUUAGAAGACUUGAAAUAGAUAGAUGCUCAACACUACAUGAAAUAAUCACAAAUGAGGAAGCAUCAGCAGUACAAAGGAUUGUGUUUCCUAAUUUGUCCUCCUUGAGGCUUGUAAGUCUAGAUAACAUUGCUUGUUUUAGCUCGGGCUCAUAUUCCAUUGAAUUCCCAGCUUUGGAGUCACUUUGGUUUUGGGGAUGUCCAAAUAUGAAGAUCUUUGGUUAUGGAGAGCAACUAACACCAAAGCUCAACAAAGUUUGGACAAAUUAUAUUGAUGGACGAUGGAUGGGUGACCUUAACUCUACAGUGCAACAAUUGUUCAUAGAAGAGGAGGAAACAAGGCAACUGGAGGAAAGAUGGCAACAGUUACUCAACAAUCUAAAUGGUAUUAAUCAUCUUUUUUCACUGGUAGAUCAUGAUGAUCUGGUUCUGAAAAAUGAAGCAACAAAAAUGAUAUUGCUGUUAACAAGAGGACAAAGCUUUCAAGAAGAGGUUGCUGGUGAUUAUCUAGAGGAGGCAGAGGUUGCUGAUGAGUUUGAUAGUGACUUUGAUGAAGAGGAACCUGAGCCAGAUGAAGGAGGAGAAAAUGAUGCAGAAGAGAGGUAUAGCCCCUCUUUCAGCAGUAAAUGAUCUAAAAUUCAUUUUUUUUAACCAUUUUCAAAUGUUGAGUUUUCUCCUGAGGAAUCAAAAAUACCUUAACAGUCUACCACCCCUGAAAAUCAAGACGUCCCUGAUGAUGCAGAAGGUGAGAGAGCUGUCAGAAAAUCUACAAGAACUGCUGUGAUCGUUAGGCAAGCUGAGAGAGAUCCAAUACGUGCAGAUUUGCAAGCAACAAUGAAGCCAAUAAAAAGGAAAAAGGAAGGAGAGGAGAAGAGGAUGGCCCAAGAAGAGAUGCUUCUGGAAGCAGCUCAGACAGAGAUUAUGAACUUGAGGAACUUAGAACGUGUUUUAGCGAGGGAGGAAGAGGAUAAGAAAAGAGCAAUAGUGCACAAAGCUGUCCAUAGUGACCCACAGAUGCGGUAUUUGUCAAAGGAUGGGCAGCAUUCUCCGAUUUGUUAUUGAUCUGAGUUCUUCACUUGAAAAGUGAUCUCCAACUAUAGAUUGUACACCGUUGUCAGUAUUGAAAGCGUUUUAUACUUAUUUAUAAAUUUCUCGCACAGGUUAUUCAUAUCUGGAAUUCAGUAAAGGCGCAUCCUUUCAGUCACACAUCUG